Molecule: messenger RNA, 832 nt
Organism: Pleuronectes platessa (European plaice)
Lineage: Eukaryota; Metazoa; Chordata; Actinopteri; Pleuronectiformes; Pleuronectidae
Product: cytochrome c oxidase subunit 5B, mitochondrial
Exons: 4
Coding region: 44-424 (126 amino acids)
Biological process (GO): mitochondrial electron transport, cytochrome c to oxygen
Cellular component (GO): mitochondrial envelope
Source: RefSeq, a predicted model, not a curated record
GUCAUCAUUGAUCGACCAGAGUGUGGUGUCUGAAGAAGGAGAAAUGGCUGCAAGGUUACUGCUGCGCUCGGCUUUCAAAGCCGCUACAUCCCGCCAGGCUGCCCGAGUCCCUGCCCUGACUCGCAGCAUGGCUGCUGGAGGGAUUCCCACUGAUGAGGAGCAGGCCACAGGGUUGGAGAGGAUCAUCAUGGAUGCCAUGAAGGAGGGAAAGGACCCCUACAACAUGUUGAAGCCAAAGUGGUACAGUGGUACCAAGGAAGAUCCAAACAUUGUUCCCUCCAUUACAAACAAGAGGAUUGUGGGAUGUAUCUGUGAAGAAGACAACACAUCUGUGGUGUGGUUCUGGAUUCAUGAUGGGGAGGCCCAGCGCUGCCCGUCCUGUGGUUCCUACUACCAACUGGUGCACUCUGAGAUUGCACACUAAUUUAUAACAAACCUGUCUUACACAGCUGUGGCUGCACAGCAUUUGCUUUUCUUGGUAAAUAUUCCAUCAGAAUAAGGUAAAGAAGAAUCGGGCAGCGAUUAUCAUUUUCAAUCUCCAGGAAAUUUAUUAAGGAUUCUUUUUGCUUGUGUAUUUCCUGGUCCUACAUCACUAGCCCUUGUCUGAUUGGUCUUUGACUUGUUCUGUCUAAGUACUUGAUGAACCUGCUAACCUCAGCAGUCUUUGCGCGUUACAUUUACCAGAGGGAUCAGAUGUGGUUUGGGACUCAACUGUUUCUUUCAGAUCAUUUCCAUUCAGCUGCCGUUUACAUUGACACUUGUACUGUACAAUGUUACACUUAAUGGUCCACUUACUCCUUUUAUUUAACCAAUAAAAUCCUCAAUGUAUCAA